This is a messenger RNA of Anguilla anguilla (European eel), 1531 nucleotides long. Its product is annotated as coiled-coil domain-containing protein 190. The record is from RefSeq and is a predicted model, not a curated record. The transcript has 4 exons. Lineage: Eukaryota; Metazoa; Chordata; Actinopteri; Anguilliformes; Anguillidae. The coding region runs from base 400 to 1158 and encodes 252 amino acids.
GCCAUUUGUUACAUAGCUUUGUUCUGAGCUCCUGUAACCCGUAGUAACUUAAUGGGGCCAGUGGGUGAUGGGGUGAAAAGCAAUCUGUUCACAUGCCAGGAUUUGCUAAAAAAUUUGAGCACAUUUGAGCCCAGAAGGAACCAUGUAAAGAUGAUAGUGAUCAAGUACAAACAAAGUAGAUUAAGUUAUCUUAAAGGAAAGAGCGUGAUAUCUAUUCACAAUCCGCUGGAGAGACUGCUUCAUGAUACAUUAACGCAACAAAGCUGACUGAGAAGUCCCAGUCACUCCAACAAUUGAAGACUGGCAAAUUUGUAUCCUGUCUGAGUUACACUAUUGGCUUUUGAAAAACAGCAUCUUUAACACAACUGAUAAACAGCAAGUACACACACCUGAGCAGGCAUGCGACGGGCAGAGCCUGGCGUGUGGCCCACCGAGGCACAGAGACGAGAGGAGAAGCGGGCACAGGCCAGACUGGCAGGAGGGCUACGGCAGCUGGACGAAGCACGACUCUACCAACUGAAAACCCUCACAAGAGAGCAGUGGAGGGUACACCGGGACCUGGGAGCCAGCAGGGCAAGUAACCCCUGGAGGAACACCAGCGAGAGCCUGGGGUCCAGACCUUGGGACCAAGAUCUCAAUCGGCCGAGCCUGUCCUACUGGAGAACCCCCUUACCCACAAUUCCACAAGCUGGCAGAGGGCCUGAAAAACACAGGUCUCAGAAGCCGAAAUCCGGGAGUGUGGGCGGCUCCUCGGCUGGCCUGCAGGCCCGGGUUCGGGAGUUCAUGGGUGGAGGAGUGGAGGGCUCCGGGGCACCCCUCUGUCUGCCAGACCUCAAAGCGCAAACCGUCACCAGAACAAACGCCACCGCCGCUGCACAGGGGGAGAACGAGGGGGAGGCGGAGAAGAAGAGGGAAAAGGAGAGGGGGAAGCCGAAUUGGGACGGAGAGGAGCGUUCUCCUUCUCCGCCUCCCGCCGCCGAGACCCUGGCUCCGGAGGGCCGCCUGAGAACCGUGCACACCCUGCCGAGCUUCUCCCAGGCCCUGGCCGAGGCGCGGAAGGCCCGCUACAUCAGGCACCGCGGCCGUCCGCUCUGCGAGAGGGAGCUGUCGGUGGGCGAGAUAUUCGCCAGGGCCACCAAAGAUGCCAAGACACACUGAUCCGCACAUCUAGCCUUCUCCAGCUCUGCUACUGAUUACUCUCUCCUGACCCACUGACCUGCCAAUCAUGUAAUUUACUCCACUUUGACGCCUAUCCCUCCAUAUUGGAGUGCCAGCUUGAUGAGAUGUUUUUAUGAUUUACAAAUGUGCACUUUUUUUUUUUUUCUAAAGCAUACACACUGUCAGCUAUUCCUGUCUCACUGUAAAUCACCUUUGUCACCCACCCAUGAUACAGUUUUGAAAUAUUCAAGGCAUAUGGACUGCUUUCUUCCCUGAGGAACAUUUUAAUGAUUUCUAUGAUAUGAAUGUAUUAAUUAAUGUUUUAUAAGGAAUGAAUAAAAUAUUCACAGUAAAGUGCAUCCUAUUGGCUUAA